AUGCCCUCCCAGGAACAUCCUCCUCCUCAGGGUGGCCAACAGCAUCAGCAACAACGGACAUUCCAGCAGGGACCCCCCGACAGGAAUCAAUACCCCCCUAAUUCGAUCCCCCUCCGCGACCUGCAGCACCAUCAACAUCAGCAACACCAGCAGCCACAGUCACAGCCGAUACACCUUCAGACGAACCAGUUCAACAACCACCACUAUGGCGCUGGACUCGGCGGUGUUGACUCGGACGACGAAGGUACGUACGCACAGCCAGGGUUUCUCAACCAGCGGGACACGGUCUACUCGCUGUCUUCGCAACAGUCCCUCUUCCACAACCAGGAGUCGCACAACAACGAUGUGCGCCCCUUCGCUAACAUGAGCAGGAACGCAUCCAGAGACCCCGUCAUUGACAAGGGCAAAGGACGACACCAUGGCGGGCCCUCCGAAUCUGACUCGGACAACUUCAGCGACUCGCGCUCAGAACGCGUCUUCUCCUCAGGCUCACUCCCCGGCGCAGACAUCGACCUCUUUGGUCCCUUCAGAGGCCCUGACGAUGGCCGCUACACCGGCUACUCCCCUUCCUCAGCCGCACUCCUCUCGCUGCUCGAACACAAGAAGAGCCCGAUGGCUGGCCUCCAGUACCGUUACGACAACACCUCUUCCCCAUCAGCACCUGGCAGCAACGUCUUUGUUGAUCCUAAAUCUCAACCCCCUGCUGACCAAUACCCCUCAUGGACCAUCGAAAAAGGCGUGCCCCUUACCCGACAAGAGAUCGAUGGCAUCAUGCUGGACUUGACUCGAAAGUUUGGCUUCCAGAUUGACAGUAUGCGCAAUCAGUACGACGCCUUCAUGACGAUGCUCGACUCGAGGGCGUCUCGCAUGUCCCCAGCCCAGGCUUUGACGACCAUUCACGCGGAUUACAUCGGAGGAGAGAACGCCAACUACCGCAAGUGGUACUUUGCAGCACAGCUGGAUCUGGACGACCACAUGGGAUAUCACUCCGCUCCCCUCAAGAACAAGAAAGUCAACCGCAACUCAAUGGUACCUCAGCCUGGUGCAGUCAACAUUGAGACCCACGACUCCCUCGCCAUGGCGGAGCAGCACUGGAAGGCUAGGAUGAACCAGAUGUCCCAUUUUGACCGUGCCCGCCAGGUUGCCCUUUACCUGCUCCUCUGGGGUGAAGCCUCGCAGAUCCGAUUCUUGCCCGAGUGUCUCUGCUUCAUCUACAAGUGCGCCGAAGACUACUAUCUCUCGCCCGAUUGCCAGCGGAUGGUCAAGCCUGUCCCUGAGGGCCAGUAUCUCCGCACGGUCAUCCUGCCUUUGUACCGUUUCAUCCGUGAUCAAGGUUAUGAGGUUCAAGGCGGCAGAUACGUGAAGCGAGAACGUGACCACAACUCUGUCAUCGGUUACGACGAUAUCAACCAGUCUUUCUGGAGCCCCGAAGGUAUCGAACGGAUCUGUCUGCGGGACAAGGUCCGGUUAGUCGAUAUUCACAUUGGCAGAAGAUGGGGCGCUCUUGGACACGUCGACUGGGACUCGUCUUUUAGAAAGACUUACAUCGAGAAGCGCACCUGGCUCCACUUGGCUGUCAACUUUACACGAAUCUGGAUUAUCCACGUGGUCAUGUACUGGUACUACACCGCCUACAACGCGCCUUUCCUCUACAUGAACGACACGACUGACCAGUCAGGAGGAGUCCAGUGGUCAAUUGUUGGUCUCGGAGGGGCUAUUGCUACCUUGAUCAUGUUGCUCGGCGUCUUUUGCGAGUUCAUGUUCAUCCCUCUCACCUGGUCCAACUCGGCGAUGCUCAUCCAGAGGUUGAUCCUUCUCAUCAUCGUCCUGCUCCUGAACGUCGCCCCCGCUAUUUACGUCUGCCUCUUCAACCGCACCGGUGACACCUCCUUGUACGUCGGAAUCGGUCACUUUGCCGUGUCAUUGAUCACCACCAUCGUCUUUGCUAUCGUUCCCUCGAACCAGCUUUUUGGUGGCAACUCCAAGACAUCGCGCAAGAAUCUCGCAUCCCAGACUUUUACCGCCUCCUUCCCCAAGCUCAAGGGAUCCGAGCGUGCUCUCUCCAUUUUCCUUUGGGCCUUGGUGUUUGGAUGCAAGUUAACCGAGUCAUAUUUCUUCCUGGCGGGGUCUUUCAAGGACCCGCUUAUGACCCUCUAUAACGAGCGUAUUCCCCUCUGCCAGGACAAGUACUUGGGCGACACCAUGUGCAGGAUCAUGCCAGUGUUGACCAUUGGCAUCAUGUUCAUUGUCGACUUGGUCCUGUUCUUCUUGGACACCUAUCUCUGGUAUGUCAUCUGGAACACCGUCUUCUCUGUCUGCUACUCCUUCAAGCUCGGAAUUUCGGUUUGGACUCCUUGGCGUAACGUCUUUUCUCGCCUUCCCAAGCGCAUCUACGCUAAGCUCUUGGCAACAGCCGACAUGGACGUCAGAUACAAGCCCAAAGUCCUUUGCUCUCAGAUCUGGAACGCCGUGGUCAUUUCCAUGUAUCGUGAGCACAUCCUAUCGAUCGAGCACGCUCAGCGGAUGCUUUAUCAGCAGGUGCCCUCAGAGAACGGAAGCAAGAUCUCGCUCAAGACACCCACUUUCUUCAUCGCCCAGGAGGAUUCGUCCAUCAAAGCCGAGUUUUACCCCCGCCGUUCCGAGGCCGAGCGUCGCGUCAACUUUUUCGCCCAGUCUCUUGCUACUCCAAUCCCCGAACCACUGCCCGUCGACCAGAUGCCCACAUUCACUGUGUUGGUCCCUCACUAUUCUGAAAAGACCCUGUUGUCGCUUCGCGAGAUUAUCAGGGAGGAGGACCAGAGCACCCGUGUGACCCUGUUGGAGUACUUGAAACAGCUUCACCCAGUCGAGUGGGACAACUUUGUCAGGGACACCAAGAUCAUGGCUGAGGAAUCAUCAUUGUUUAACGGCGCCAGCGGAUUUGGACUCUCAGCAUUUGACUCGGACAAGGAGCACAGGGCUGACGACAAGAACAACGACGACCUUCCCUUCUACAGUAUUGGAUUCAAGACCGCUUCGCCUGAGUUCACCCUUCGCACCCGUAUUUGGGCUUCACUUCGCGCCCAGACCUUGUACCGUACUGUGUCUGGAUUCAUGAACUACGCCAAGGCCAUCAAGUUGCUCUACCGUAUCGAGAACCCUGAGGUGGUUCACCAGUUUGGUGGCAACGGCGAUCGUCUGGAACGGGAACUGGAUCGAAUCUCUCAGCAAAAGUUUAAGUUUGUGGUCUCGAUGCAGCGGUACACCAAGUUCAGCAAGGAGGAGGCUGAAAACGCGGAGUUCCUGCUCCAGACUUACCCCUCGUUGCAGAUCGCCUACCUGGACGAGCGACCACCUGAGGCUGAAGGCGAGGAGCCUAUUGUCUACUCGGUGUUGAUUGACGGCAAGUGCGAGAUCCUCCCUGAUGGCAAGCGUCGACCCCGGUUCAGAAUCCGUCUUCCUGGUAACCCCAUUCUCGGAGACGGCAAGUCUGACAACCAGAACCAUGCCAUCAUCUUUACCCGGGGCGAGUAUAUCCAGCUGGUGGAUGCCAACCAGGACAACUACUUGGAGGAAGCCCUCAAGAUCCGCAACGUCCUUGGAGAGUUUGAGCAGCUUCACACCCCUCCCACCUCGCCUUACUCCCCUCAGAUGUCGUCGGAUGAUGUCCCUGAGCCUGUUGCGAUUGUUGGAGCCCGCGAGUACAUUUUCUCGGAGAACAUUGGAGUCCUUGGGGACGUUGCGGCCGGAAAGGAGCAGGUCUUUGGAACGUUGACCCAGCGCAUGAUGGCCAAGAUUGGUGGCAAACUGCAUUACGGACACCCCGAUUUCCUCAACUUUAUCUUCAUGACCACUCGCGGAGGCGUGAGUAAGGCGCAGAAGGGUCUUCAUUUGAACGAGGAUAUCUAUGCAGGUAUGACGGCGUUCAACCGUGGAGGCAGAAUCAAGCACACGGAGUAUUACCAGUGCGGCAAGGGUCGUGAUCUAGGAUUUGGCUCGAUCCUCAACUUCAACACCAAGAUUGGUACAGGAAUGGGAGAGCAGAUGUUGUCGCGCGAGUACUACUACCUCGGAACACAGCUGCCUCUGGAUCGCUUCCUCACCUUUUACUACGCCCAUCCCGGAUUCCACAUCAACAACAUCUUUAUUAUGCUGUCGGUCCAGCUGUUCAUGUUCUCGAUGCUUUUUAUUGGAUCGAUGGCGUCAUCGGUCACUGUUUGCGCGGAUGUUGCCGAGGAAGGGUGCAUGAACCUGGUCCCUGUCUUUGACUGGAUUAAGCGCUGUGUCCUCUCGAUCUUUAUUGUCUUCUUUAUCGCCUUCCUGCCGCUUUUCCUGCAGGAGUUCAUGGAGCGUGGAUUCGUCCGCAGUCUGAUCCGUCUUGGCAAGCAGUUUAUGUCGAUGUCACCCCUGUUUGAGGUCUUUGUGACUCAGAUCUAUGCCAACUCGAUCUUGACCAACUUGUCGUUCGGAGGAGCUCGUUACAUCGCUACAGGACGUGGAUUUGCCACGACUCGUACCCCCUUUGCGCUGCUCUACUCCAGAUUCGCCGGCCCCUCGCUGUACUUGGGUAUGAGGACGCUGAUCAUGCUCAUCUUUGCAUCGAUGACGAUGUGGGUCCCUCACCUGAUCUACUUUUGGGUCUCGGUCAUUGCGCUGGUCAUCUCGCCUUUCCUCUUCAAUCCUCACCAGUUCUCGUUCUCAGAGUUCUUCCUCGACUACCGCGAGUUCUUGCGCUGGCUCUCUCGCGGGAACUCUCGCACACACGUCUCGUCCUGGAUCUCAUACUGCCGCACCCUCCGCACUCGGAUUACAGGAUACAAGCGCAAGCGUCUGGGUCACCCCUCGGAGAAGCUUGGAGGCGAUAUCCCCAAGGCCAACUUUUGGGUCAUUUUCGUCUCGGAACUUGUGUUCCCGUUGAUCCAGGUGUUUAUGUGCGUGGUCUGCUACAUGUUUGUCCGGUCCUUUGCCACGUCCGACGGCAACGGUACUGCUGUUUAUACCAGUGGUCUUCUCCGAGUCGGAGUCUUUGCGCUUGCACCCCUGGCGGUCAACGCGGCAGUUCUGGCAGUUCUCUUUGCGAUCUCUCUCCUGCUGGGCCCGUGCAUGAACAUGUGCUGCGUCAAGUUUGGAUCAAUCAUGGCGGCGAUUGCUCACGCGGUGGCGGUGUUGACGUUACUCGGAUUCUUCGAGGCACUCUGGGCACUCGAGGCCUGGAACGCCUCGCACGCGGUUCUGGGAAUCAUUGCCGCUAUCUCUGUGCAGCGAUUCGUGUUCAAGAUACUGAUUGCUGUCUUCCUGACGAGAGAGUUCAAGCACGACGAGACCAACCGGGCCUGGUGGACGGGCAAGUGGCACGGACGUGGAUUGGGCUCGCAUGCGAUCUCGCAGCCUCUUCGCGAGUAUGUCUGUAAGAUCAUCGAGAUGUCGAUGUUUGCAUGCGACUUCCUCAUGGGUCAUGUCAUCCUGAUCCUGCUGUUCCCUAUCUGUUUGAUCCCCUGGAUUGACCGGUGGCAUUCGACCAUGCUGUUCUGGCUGCGUCCCAGCAAACAGAUCCGGGCACCCAUCUUUUCGGCCAAGCUCCGGGCCCAGCGUCGUUGGACGGUGUUGGGAUAUGGAUUGUUGUUCAUCAUUGUUGCUGCGGUCUUUGUCCUCUUGAUCAUUGGACCCAUCGUCUUCCGCGAGCGGAUGCCCAACAACCUUGGAAAGAUCAUUCCCGUCUAG
This is a messenger RNA of Linnemannia hyalina, 5700 nucleotides long. NCBI's taxonomy places the organism in Eukaryota, Fungi, Mortierellomycota, Mortierellomycetes, Mortierellales, Mortierellaceae. The record is from the annotation of a GenBank genome assembly.